CACACUGAAGCUAGCAUUCAACUGGCUGUCCUCUCGCUUCCCAAUUGUAACUAGCAACUAACUGUCGACUAUGGGUAUAUACGACUCCACCAUUGGUACCUUGCUAGUUGGGAUAUUCUUCAAUACGUAUCUCUAUGGCUUGGUCACGUACCAAUUUGCUGCCUAUCACAGAAUAAAGUUCAAUGAUCAUCCAGCAAUAAAGUACAUGGUGUUGGUGUUGUUCAUCCUCGACACCGUCCACAGCAUUUCUGCCAUUUACAUGGCUUGGGUAUAUUGCGUGACAAACUACAAUAAUCCUACUGCUAUAACGUCCGCACUUUGGCCAUACACUUUUACUCCAAUCGCGACGGCCUUGGCAGCUUUGUUGACGCAGGUUUUCCUAGGUUAUCGUAUCUAUCGUCUGAGCAACAGUCGAGUCCUGUUUGGUGUUAUCCUUGUGCUUGCCGUGCCGACCUUUGCCCUCGGAAUGGCUUGCGGUAUCAGAGCAUGGAUAAUCAAAGUGUUGGUCGAACUCUCUGCCUUGGAUAGCCUCGUUACAGGCUGGUUGGCGAUGCAAGUCAGCCUUGACCUAUUCAUCACCGUUACGCUUACGAUCAUCCUUACUCGGUCACGAACUGGCUUCCACAAGACAGAUACCGUACUGAAUCGUUUGAUCCGUGGUGCCAUCCAAACUGGUCUCUUCGCGGGUAUCUUCUCCCUGGGUGAUCUCAUCACAUUUCUCCGUUACCCAACGACCAACUUGUAUGGCAUGUUUGCUAUCCCCAUCGGUCGCAUAUAUACCAACACACUCCUUGAUACUCUUCUUGCACGCCAGGACCUGAGGCAGCAAAUGGCUGGAACUCGUGAUAUGGAUUCAGACACUAAUAACGGUGCCUCAUGGCAAUCAUCAUCACAAAGGAGUAAAAACAUCCAGCUUAAAGAGGUAGAGGUACGCAAAGACGUACAAGUAUUCAACGAUGCCGCUUCUUAUGAAGCGGAUCUCAAGGUUCCAUCAUCGAUGGCCAUAUAGAGAAAAAAUAGAACUAGUUCCAUCCGUUCGUUUCCAUUCAGGUAUUGCUGGUACAUAGACGAAUAUAGAACCUUAUAUUUUUUGCCAUCAACUUGCUGGAUGGGUUUAAGGACACUGUCCUCGAGGUGACCCUUGCAAUAUCCUCCUGAUGCCCUCUGAUCGUUCUUUUGUUUGCAGCCUUCUGACCAUGUCUGUCAGUAUAUGUUUUUUUUUUUUUGAAGUGAAAGAGUACAAUAUCGACCUACUAUAUCAUUGCUCGUGUCGUAUAGAUGCGACAAAACCUUAUUUGCGAAGAUGAGCCCAGCUAUGUAGUGAUAGUUAGCAUCAAUGGGAUGUUACUGUAACAAGCUGCGUUUGGCCGCUUUUAACCACUCCUGUUCACUUGGCAUAUAAUAGUGCUCACCUGUCUCCUCUGUGAAUGUCAUGUCGUGCCCGCCUUAACCUCUUGAAUCUGCUAUCCAUCAUACUGUUGACCUGCAAAUCC
Messenger RNA from Serpula lacrymans var. lacrymans S7.9, 1493 nucleotides. RefSeq lists its product as uncharacterized. Lineage: Eukaryota; Fungi; Basidiomycota; Agaricomycetes; Boletales; Serpulaceae. The transcript is spliced from 13 exons. The record is from RefSeq and is a predicted model, not a curated record. The coding region runs from base 71 to 1009 and encodes 312 amino acids.